GCGGAGGGUCAUGGCGGUUGCCGUCCGGAGGCGGUUUGCGUUCCCCGACAUGAAACCGCUUCUCCUUCUGCUCGUCGCCGCCGGCGCUGAGGCCUUGGAGCCGCGGGAAUGUGAAGAUGAUGCCAGACCAGCUGAGGAUCAACAAAUCAACUUGUUUCUGAUAAUGGACAACAAUUUUUAAAAAACAUUUUUUCUUUACUAUUUCCAUUACCUUUGACUUGCAUCAUUGACACUUUUUGUCAUUUAAUCUCCUUUCUCUUCCCUUUUCUUUUGCUCUUUUCCCCCAUCUUCCCAUGUUUCAAUUUCAGAAAAUGUAACAUUUCUUAGGUCUUCUGACUCAUCAACCUGAAAUGUCAACUGUUUGUCUUUCUUCUCAUGCUGCCUGACAUGCUGAGUGUUUUCAUUGCCUUCUGUUUUACUUCUUGGUUUCCAACAUCUACAGUAUUGUUUUUUGAGUUAAUUUUUUCUCUCUCUCUUCAUCCCUUCCUCCUCAACCAAAGGUUGUAAAGGUUCUCAUAGGACUGCAGAAGAGAUUUGAGAAUGGUUUCAGGGCUGAGGGAAUGCAGCUACGUGGAUAAGUUGGAGAAACUGGAUUACACUCUUUUUAUUAUAAAAUAAAAUUGAGCAUUAAUAAAGGGGUCUAGACAGAGCAGGUGUGGAAACCUGAUUGAUUUGUAGAGGGUUGAAGCCAGAUUUCACUAAUUUAAGAUUAUUCGCAAAAGCAUCAACACGUACACACGAAACAACAUUUUUAACCUAGUGGAUACUUGCGAAAUAUCCUUCUUCCGUGGUGGGGAGAAAUUCAAACGUGGCCAUAAAAGACACUUUUUGAUAAGCCCCUGAAAGAGAGAAAAAUUACAGGGGUUUCUGAAAAAGGCUGUGGGGUUAGACUGACUAAAUUGUACUUAUGGGGAGCCAGUAGUACACGAUGGGCCGAAUGGCCUCUUUUUACCUGUAAUCGCUCUUACCUUGAACAGUUUUUGUUAAAUCCAAGGUGGAAAUGGAAUUGUACCUUUAAGUUUUCUGUACUGAUGAGAAAAAAUGUCAAGAAUUGAUGCAUAAUUUUUAGAGAAUUAUAAAUUGUCAACUGUUCGUAUAAUGUUGUUGAUACCAGUUAUUGACUUCAGCAGCCAUUACAUAACAGUAUAAGGGAAAAUCAGUUGGUUUCUGGAAAAUCAAGCUUUAGUCACGUUAAUGAUUUUGGGAUGCAAGUUUUCACUAAUUAUAAAAUGUAAUGUUGCUUAUACAACUUUUCAGAUAUCUUAACGGUAGUGAAAUGUUCAUUGUAUGUCUACCAGAAGUCAUUUAACAGCACUAAUAGAUUGUUGUCCUCCCAAAUGAGGGAAUGUAAUGAAAGAUGCAACUUUAUAUGUUUAUCAAAAAAAAAGCAAUCCAUCUUGCUGGUGGUUGAAAUGAUUUGAAGCAACAAAAAAAGUAGUAAUAAAUUAUUCCAAUCAGUAUUAACCCUAUGUGGUAUGAACUAAUUUGUUGCUGUACCAUGCAAGUAACUGUUCUAAACUUGUUUGACUUUAUGUAAGCAUGUUUAGCACACAGGCAAUGAAAUUCAUGAAGAAAGACUGGCAUGCAGCAAGUGGUGCAUUGUAACUUUUUUUUUGUAACUGUAUGCAUUGGAUUUCUGGAGAGGUUUUACAGCUAUUUGAAAGCACAGGAUGUGGACUUUACACCUGCAAUGGUUGUGAAUGAACUGAUGCUAAUGUGCGAACACACUAAAGGAAAGGAACAUCGCUUAUGUUACUAUAUCGGAGCAACAAGCGAUGCUGCAACUAAAAUUGUGAAUGAAGUAGCACGACCAAUGAGUGCACAUGUACCAGUACAGAAAAUCUGUGAAAAGCUGAAAGCAAAAGACAUGCAGAUAUGUGAGCUAAAAUAUGAAAAGAAAUUGUAUUUGAAGAAAGCUGAAUUACACAGACUGCGAGUGGCCCAGCUAAAGAAGAUCCUUGAAGACUGGGGAGAGAAAUGCAUCGCGUGUGCAGAAAAAAUUGAUCUCAUUGAUUUAAUCUUGGAAUUAGCCCACAAAUAUGGAUCUGCUGAACUGGAUGUAAACUUUGAUCUAUAAGAAUCACCAACCCUUUCUAGAAAAAAGAACUGGUUUGCAACCAUAAAUUAUUGAUUAUAUUUGUGGUAGAUGCCAUGUGUAUAGGAUACCAUAAAGUGAAAUUUGCCACUUCAAAUAA
Molecule: messenger RNA, 2195 nt
Organism: Stegostoma tigrinum
Lineage: Eukaryota; Metazoa; Chordata; Chondrichthyes; Orectolobiformes; Stegostomatidae
Gene: cdnf
Product: cerebral dopamine neurotrophic factor
Exons: 5
Coding region: 1583-2077 (164 amino acids)
Biological process (GO): neuron projection development; dopaminergic neuron differentiation
Cellular component (GO): endoplasmic reticulum
Source: RefSeq, a predicted model, not a curated record